Phaethon lepturus (White-tailed tropicbird) is the source of this 3475-nucleotide messenger RNA. RefSeq names its product DLC1 Rho GTPase activating protein (gene DLC1). Gene Ontology annotation, biological process: signal transduction; actin cytoskeleton organization; regulation of Rho protein signal transduction. Lineage: Eukaryota; Metazoa; Chordata; Aves; Phaethontiformes; Phaethontidae. The coding region runs from base 181 to 3240 and encodes 1019 amino acids. Gene Ontology annotation, cellular component: membrane raft; focal adhesion. The record is from RefSeq and is a predicted model, not a curated record. The transcript is spliced from 13 exons. Gene Ontology annotation, molecular function: lipid binding; GTPase activator activity.
GAGGCCAAGGAAGCUUGUGACUGGCUGCGGGCUGCUGGGUUCCCACAGUACGCUCAACUUUAUGAAGAUCUCCUUUUUCCAAUUGACAUCGCUCUAGUCAAGCGAGAGCAUGACUUUCUGGACAGAGAUGCUAUUGAGGCCUUAUGCAGGCGCUUAAAUACUUUAAACAAAUGUGCAGUGAUGAAGCUAGAAAUUAGUCCGCACAGGAAAAGGAGCGAAGAUUCGGAUGAAGAUGAACCUUGUGCAAUAAGUGGCAAAUGGACUUUUCAGAGGGACAGCAAGAGGUGGUCAAGGCUUGAAGAGUUUGAUGUGUUCCCUCCAAAACCAGACUUGAAUACCCCCUCUCCAGAAGCUCCUCACCUUACUAACGCGGCAAGCCGUGAAAGUGUGCUAACAGACCUCAGCGAACGCCAGGAGGUGGCUUCCAUUCUGAGCACCAGCAGCACCAGCAGCCACCAACCAACCCUGCAGAGCGAGGCAUCUACCACCAGGACGAACUCAGUCGUGAGCGUUUGUUCAUCGAGCAAUUUCGUAGCAAACGAUGACUCAUUCAGCAGCCUGCCCUCGCCCAGGGAGCUGAGUAGCUUCAGCUUCAAUACAAAAGCCAAUGAGAAGAACGCCAAGUCCAAAACAAAGAGUCUGCUCAAGAGAAUGGAGAGCCUGAAAAUCAAGAGCUCUCAUCAUGGCAAGAGCAAAGCUCCUUCAAAGCUUGGCCUUAUUAUUAGCGGCCCCAUCCUGCAGGAGGGCAUGGAUGAAGAUAAACUGAAACAACUUAACUGCGUGGAGAUUUCUGCCCUCAACGGCAAUCACAUCAGCCUCCCCAUGGUACGAAAGAGGAGCGUCUCCAAUUCCACCCAGACCAGCAGCAGCAGUAGUCAGUCUGAGACGAGCAGUGCCGUCAGCACACCCAGUCCCGUCACACGAACACGCAGCCUCAGUGCAUACAAUAAAAGGGUGGGCAUGUACCUGGAAGGCUUUGACCCCUUCAACCAGUCAACGUUCAGUGACGUGAUGGAGCAGAACUUCAAGAACCGGGGAAGCUUUGCAGAAGAUACAGUGUUUUUUAUCCCUGAAGAUCAUAAGCCUGGCACUUUUCCCAAAGCACUCUCCAACGGCAACUUCUCCCCAACAGAAAGCAAUGCCUCUGUGAACUGGAGAACAGGGAGUUUCCAUGGACAUGGCCAUCUCGCCCUCCGGCGGGAAAACAGUGGCGACAGCUCCAAAGAGCUGGGCAUGGGGAAAAGGCGCAACUCUUCCAGCUCGGUGAGCAGCCGCCUGAGUAUUUACGACAACGUGCCAGGCUCGAUCUUGUAUUCCAGUACGAGUGACCUGGCCGACCUUGAAAAUGAAGACAUAUUCCCAGAACUAGACGACAUCCUGUACCACGUCAAAGGGAUGCAGAGAAUAGUAAACCAGUGGUCAGAGAAGUUCUCGGAUGAAGGGGACUCCGACUCAGCGCUCGACUCCAUCUCCCCCUGCCCUUCCUCUCCAAAGCAGAUCCACCUCGAUGUAGAUAACGAUCGAACAACACCGAGUGACCUUGACAGUACAGGGAAUUCGCUGAACGAAACGGAAGAGCCCUCGGGGAUGCAGGACAGGAGGGACUCUGGGGUGGGCGCAUCGCUGACACGGUCCAGCAGGCACCGGCUGAGGUGGCACAGCUUCCAGAGCUCCCACCGGCCCAGCCUCAGCUCGGCGUCACUGCAGAUCAACUGCCAGUCCGUGGCGCAGAUGAACCUGCUGCAGAAGUACUCUCUCCUGAAGCUGACUGCCCUUCUGGAGAAGUACACGCCUUCCAACAAGCACGGUUUCAGCUGGGCAGUACCAAAAUUUAUGAAGAGGAUAAAGGUGCCAGAUUACAAAGACCGAAACGUGUUUGGAGUACCACUGCAGGUCAAUGUCCAGCGCACAGGGCAGCCUCUUCCACAGAGCAUUCAGCAAGCCAUGCGGUACCUCCGCAACCACUGCCUGGAUCAGGUUGGACUGUUUAGGAAAUCUGGAGUCAAAUCAAGAAUUCAGGCUUUGCGUCAAAUGAAUGAGAAUUCAACAGACAGCGUCAACUAUGAAGGCCAGUCUGCUUACGAUGUAGCAGACAUGUUGAAGCAAUUCUUCCGUGAUCUCCCUGAGCCUCUCAUGACCAACAAACUCUCCGAGACCUUCUUACAGAUAUACCAAUAUGUGCCAAAGGAUCAGCGUCUCCAGGCUAUCAAGGCUGCCAUUAUGCUUUUACCCGAUGAGAACAGGGAGGUCCUCCAGAUUCUUCUGUAUUUCCUGAGUGAUGUCACAGCUGCAGUGAAGGAAAACCAGAUGACACCAACAAACCUGGCCGUCUGCUUAGCACCUUCCCUCUUCCACUUAAACACUCUCAAAAGAGAGAAUUCUUCCCCAAGGGUGAUGCAAAGAAAACCGAGCCUGGGAAAACCUGAUCAGAAAGACCUAAAUGAAAAUCUGGCUGCAACCCAGGGGCUAGCUCAUAUGAUUGCUGAAUGCAAGAAGCUCUUUCAGAUACCCGAAGAAAUGAGCAGGGGACGGAACUCUUACACGGAGCAGGACCUGCGUCCCCUCAGCCUGGAGGAGCUCCGGGGGGGCAGCAGCACCGCCGAGCCCUCCGACUACCACUGCUACCUCCAGGACUGCGUGGAUGACUUGCUCAAAGAGAUGAAGGAGAAGUUUAAAGGCUGGGUCAGCUGCUCCACCUCGGAGCAAGCAGAGCUGGCCUACAAGAAGGUUUGUGAAGGUCCUCCACUCCGGUUAUGGAAAACUACCAUUGAAAUCCCAGCUACGCCAGAGGACGUUUUAAAUCGUUUACUUAAAGAGCAGCAUCUUUGGGAUGAAGAUCUUCUAGAUUCAAAAGUAAUCGAACCUUUGGAUAGCCAGACAGAUAUAUACCAGUAUGUCCAGAACAGCAUGGCACCUCAUCCAGCCAGGGACUUCGUAGUCUUAAGAACGUGGAGGACGAACUUCCCCAAAGGAGCUUGUGUGCUUUUAGCAACCUCAGUGGACCAUGACCGUGCCCCAGUGGCAGGCGUUAGAGUCAAUGUGCUCCUGUCUAGGUAUCUGAUUGAGCCCUGCGGGUCAGGAAAAUCUAAACUUACCUACAUGUGCAGAAUUGAUUUAAGGGGCCACAUGCCAGACUGGUACACCAAGUCUUUUGGACACUUGUGCGCAUCUGAAGUCGUCAAGAUACGGGACUCUUUCAGUCAUCAGAGUCUUGAGGGCAAGGAAGUAAAAUCCAGGUGACUACUGAAGAGGAACAGCCAUGCGCUCCACACCUCAGCAACCCAAAACUGAGGCUCGUUGCUGCAAGACCGGAUUAGUGUACCACCUGCAAGUCAUGUCAUGAAGGGAUGACAGCAUGAGAACUUGACUGUGAGCAUUACUAUAGGACUGUGGCCAUACCAUACACUUUAAAGCUGCUUCCUGUCUGUGUAAGGUCUAUAGUGUAGGCCUCGACUGGAAUACAUAGGAGAACUGU